AUGUUAUACCCCUACUCUCUAUUGAAAAGUUUAAAAUUUUUUUUUAUUUUCCAGACAAAAGAAAAAUGGUCGUCUCCGACAGAAGAAGAAGAAGAAGCAAAUUUUGAACCUGGUUAUACGGUACUUGAAAAUUGGACGAGCGUAGCUGAAAGAAAUGAAAAAAUAAUGAAAUCUUCUGCCACGGAUAGAUACAUAAUAAAUAAUCCGUCGAAACAACCGCCGCCGCCGUCGCAGCCGCCAUUACAGCCAAUUUCAAUUAAUAAUAAUGACGUGUCAGAAACUGAUCUUUUUCUAUUGGGUGCCAUUGAAAAAUUAGCUUAUAGAUUAGAUUUUUUAGAAAAACGUUUACAACGUACAGAACAAAUGCUUUAUCAAGUUAUUGCCGGAAGUCAAUCGCAAAUCAGUGAAAAAAUGGAUCCGUGUCCAGAACAUUUUAACCGUUUUGGAAAUAGUUGUUUUCACGUAUCGACAAAACAACUCAAUUGGAAAUCCGCAAGUUCGACAUGUAGAAAUCUCGGAUCGACAUUGGUUGAAUUCGAAACGGUUCAAGAUGAAAAUUUAGUCAAAGCUUCCCUGCAAUUGGAUUCGAAUUCUAGGGGAAAAGAUUAUUGGACGGGAGGAUUAAAUCCGGGAUUAUUGUGGAUUUGGAGCAGCAGUGCAAAACCCGUACAAAAUAACACGACGACUCAAUCUCCGGGUAUAAAAAACAUAGAAGGAAAUGGAAGAUGUCUGUUAAUGUCAUAUCAACCGACGAUAAAAAAUUAUAAAUAUAAAGGAAUAGAAUGUUCUUUGAGAAAUUAUUUUAUAUGUAAACACCGAGAAAACACGACCGGAAGACAAUUGGAAAGACUCGAAAGAGCAUUAAAAUUAAAAAAAAAAAUUCCUUAA
Molecule: messenger RNA, 888 nt
Organism: Pediculus humanus corporis (human body louse)
Lineage: Eukaryota; Metazoa; Arthropoda; Insecta; Psocodea; Pediculidae
Product: Lithostathine 1 precursor, putative
Exons: 4
Coding region: 1-888 (295 amino acids)
Source: RefSeq, a predicted model, not a curated record